GGGAUUGCGCCGACAAGCACCUACGGGUCAUUGAUGAAAUGAAAACAUUGUGAAUUGUUUUGAAGAAUCUUAAUAUUGCCGUAGUGUUAUGUUUAUGGUGAAAAAAGAAACCUUCAAGAAGAUAUUCUGCACAGAGUUUAGCAAAAUGUCGUUGUGCUGUGAUUUUUCACGAGAAUACAAAGGAAAAUUAGAAUCGGUCAUUAAUGACAUUAAAAAUGGAGGUGUGAUUUGACGUUUUCCACGCAUAACUCUAUUGUGCCCUAAUGUAGUUUUCGUGAAAAGUUGCCUAAUCCUCACCAAAGAAAACCUCUGAGGCGGCGUAUUUUAAUGUAAGUUUUCUAGAUAUUACAUGCAAAAUUAGCUUGGUGUAGUUUUGUUUGACAUCGCUCGACAUUGAUUACGGGGCGUUACGAUUUAUCAGUAGACAAGCAAGUAAACACGUCAAUUAAUGUUCAUGUGUUUAUUUGGAAAAAACGAAUAACACUUGAGAUGUUCGUAUUUACUUGAACUUAAGUCAAAAUGUUAUGGAAAUUUCUCAGUUAACAGGUGUGAUCCCUAUUAAGUUUUUUCAAACAGACCGUGGUUAUCUGUAAUUCCACGUUUUUAAAGCUCUGUAAUUGGAUGAUAAGUGUUAGGUAAUGCGUUGAUAAACUUCCGUCAUCUAGUUUGAGACGCAGUUGGGUUGCGUUUCGCAGCUGCGAAAUCCGUAGCUAUUUGUUCACUGUGGAAGAGGUUUCAAAGUCCUCGCGAAGUAUCUAUUGAUUGCAGAACCGUUCCUUACCAGAAGAGCUAUCAUUUUCAUCGUAAAAUGGAGCAACCCUUGAAAGAAGAGAAGUCAAAGAGCGAGUCGUGUGAUCAACCGAGUUCGUCAGCUCCCGACACAGGCAGCUCUGAGUUUCCUCGCGGCUCCGCAAAUCGUAAAGAAAGAAAACGCACUCUUACAAUGAACACAGCAUUUGCUGAGCUUCGGGAUCAUAUCCCAAACGUCCCCCCAGACACGAAGCUUUCGAAAAUCAAAACACUCAGGCUUGCCAUUAGCUACAUCAAGUUUCUGAUGGAAAUUCUCGAGGAGAGCAAUGAAGGGAAGACGAGCCGAAGUCAUCGCAACUUUGUAGCGGAUUUAUCGUUUCAAAAUGAGGGCCGAGAGAAGAGAAAAAGAGAAAAUAAUCUUGCCAGCCAAAAUGAUUCUACUCAGAGAAAGAGAGGUCGAACGGGAUGGCCGCAGUAUGUAUGGGCAAUGGAGCUGAGGAACUAAGAUGCUCUGCCACUCCGAACCUGCUUAAUUCCUAAUACCUCCGGGCGCAAAAUGCGGACGUGAGUCCCAGGAAAGAGAAACAGAUUUUUAAACGUUGACGGUAUGGGUCGCACUUGCGAAAUCACGACUCACACGUUCUCUUGGAUCAGCCACAAUUGAAUGCAUCACAUCUAUUUCCGAACCUUCGCCUGUUGUCUGCGGGACGCUAUCAUGAGACACUUCAUCUUAUUGUUCUACCGUAAUUUCGUCGUUUCAAUUUUACAAGUUAGAUGUUGGCUCUUAAAUUCACUGAUCUAGCGAACAUUGCUUUAUUACGACGUGUACAUGCAAAGCAACAUACGAAGCGUCCAAAUAAAGGUGUGAGGGGAGAUGGCUAAAUCUUCAAUGGUUGAACAAUUAAAUUCGCAAUAUAGUUUUAAUCGAUCGGUGAGUGAAAUUUUAAGCUUUUUUGACGGAGAUGGCGAAGGCGCUAGAUGCGCAUGGGAACACUCGAGAGUAUAGUGUAAAUAAUAAACAUUUAUGGGAUUAGUUUGUUAUUGCGGAUAGUUUUGUUUUGCAGCAAAGAUAAUCAACAGCUAUGGCACUUGAGCAUCGUGAGCGACCAAUGUGAAAUAAUAUCUCGCUUAUUCUUUAAAACGUGAAUCAUUUCUCAGCAAAAUUUCACCUAUAAUAUAGAGACAACCUCUAUUUUUUAAACGUACUUGAUGACCCUUGUAAAAAACGUUGCUACAUAGACCUAUUAUCAUAAUUCAACAGAGCUCUUGUGUAGUUUAUAUUUAACAUAGAUGAAAAUCUUUGGUUGAUUUUUAAACACUUAAAGUAGUUUGUUAACUUCAAGGUACAUCAGUGAGUAAGUGGGUGGAACGAAAACACUUUAAGCUUAUUUAUUGUUAUUUUACUCGAAGUUGUGAAUAUUUAUAAAAUUACUUACUGUUUUUACUCGAAGCGCGUCACAGAAAUUUCUCGUUAAAUAGCUAUCAAAAUGUAAUAUACAAUUAAACAGAAAAUUGCCCUCAUAAACAAUAGACUUUGAAGGUUUGUCAUAUACUAACUUACAUAUUAUAGAAAGCUGAGGUUUUGGCGCUAAAAUUCACGAUACAUGGCUCUUAAUUUACGUCACAUAUGCUUCUUCAAUCUUCGUAACUUACAAGAACACGUUUUUCUCUCGCACGUCGGCGUUUGAACCUAAAUCCAAGAAGUAUUAAGAAAUUUUGCGGUUUGUGGUUGAAAAUGAGCCGGAUUUCAUAUUUAGAACAUGGUUUUAGCUGCCUCGCCCGUGCUCUAGAAAUCUCAACUGAUAUGCAAGAGGGUUAAAGCCGAGAAAUGACGGUCUUUUCUCUUUUCUCCCGCUGCUGAAGGCAAAAGAGUCAGUAUGUGAAACGAACCAGCCGCCUAGUUAAAGCAGCGCUGUAGAAUAUUCUAGAGGCAAACAGGACAUGAGCGCCAAAGGAAAACUACGUGCGGCCAAAACGUAAUGCGCAGAGGAAUUUUAAAAAAACGUUUCAUUCAUAAAAGAGUAAUCAAGAGUAGGCUUUUGCUGCAAAGCGGAGGAAUUUUUGACAAAACAUUUCACUCGUUAAAGGGCGAUCAAGAGAGAGAGACAGCUUUUGCUGUAAAGGAUUAAAUCUCUAUCGAAUCCUAUAAAAACGUAACCGUCUUUUCAAAAAUCUUUUUUUGCAAAUUUUUACAUCGCUCUAACUAUUUCACAAGACACCGACUCGGAAAAUUCGAUCAAGUGUAUCACCUGAACUUGGUUCGCUGGUAUGAGUUAAUGAAACCUAAUCAGAACGCCGAUUACAUCAAGGAACUCGAAAAAACAUGAGUGGAUGUAUUCACGACACUGCACUGGAUAAUUUUGUUACCCGUGCACUUAAGUUCGUUUGCCUGCUAAAGACAAGUUCUUCCUGCGACUGAAAUGACCGCAUUAUACGUUAGUCAAGGUAAAGAAAACCGUUAAUAGACCAGUCAAUUUGAAAUCGA
Pocillopora damicornis (cauliflower coral) is the source of this 3235-nucleotide messenger RNA. Its product is annotated as heart- and neural crest derivatives-expressed protein 2. Gene Ontology annotation, molecular function: RNA polymerase II transcription regulatory region sequence-specific DNA binding; DNA-binding transcription factor activity, RNA polymerase II-specific; protein dimerization activity. Gene Ontology annotation, biological process: regulation of transcription by RNA polymerase II; developmental process. NCBI's taxonomy places the organism in Eukaryota, Metazoa, Cnidaria, Anthozoa, Scleractinia, Pocilloporidae. The record is from RefSeq and is a predicted model, not a curated record.